Molecule: messenger RNA, 402 nt
Organism: Phodopus roborovskii (desert hamster)
Lineage: Eukaryota; Metazoa; Chordata; Mammalia; Rodentia; Cricetidae
Biological process (GO): mitotic cell cycle; microtubule cytoskeleton organization
Cellular component (GO): cytoplasm; microtubule
Molecular function (GO): structural constituent of cytoskeleton; GTP binding
Source: RefSeq, a predicted model, not a curated record
AUGUGUGAGCACAUCUCCAUCCACAUUGACCAAUCUGGUAUCCAGAAUGGCAAUGCCUGCUGGGAGCUCUACUUCUUAGAAUAUAGCCUCCAGCCUGAUAGUCAGAUGCCUCAUGACAAGUCCACUGGGGGAGGAGAUGACUCCUUCAACGCCUUCUUCAGAGAAACAGGCACAGGUAAGCAGGUGACCCAGACAGUGUUUGUAGACCUGGAACCCACGAUUAUUGAUGAAGUUCACACUGGUACCUACCUCCAGCUCUUCUACCCUGAGUCGCUUAUCACAGGCAAGGACGAUGCUGCCAAUAACUUUUCCUGUGGCCACUACACCAUCAACAAGGGGAUCACUGACCUUGUCUUGGACCUAAAUCAUAGCCUGGUCCCACAGCUGCAUCUCCCCAAAUAA